This is a messenger RNA of Neopsephotus bourkii (Bourke's parrot), 805 nucleotides long. It is a transcript of the gene SRP19, whose product is annotated as signal recognition particle 19. Gene Ontology annotation, biological process: SRP-dependent cotranslational protein targeting to membrane, signal sequence recognition; SRP-dependent cotranslational protein targeting to membrane. The record is from RefSeq and is a predicted model, not a curated record. Gene Ontology annotation, cellular component: signal recognition particle, endoplasmic reticulum targeting. The transcript is spliced from 5 exons. The coding region runs from base 25 to 474 and encodes 149 amino acids. Gene Ontology annotation, molecular function: 7S RNA binding. NCBI's taxonomy places the organism in Eukaryota, Metazoa, Chordata, Aves, Psittaciformes, Psittacidae.
UAUGGUGUUGGUGCUGCCAUUGUAAUGGCUGCGCCUGUCACCGCCACCGCUACCGCCACGUCUCGGGCUGAUAAGGAGAGAUUCAUCUGCAUUUAUCCAGCAUAUCUGAAUAACAAGAAGACAAUAGCAGAAGGAAGAAGGAUACCUAUAGACAAAGCUGUUGAAAAUCCCACAUCUACAGAAAUCCAGGAUGUAUGUGCAGCAGUUGGAUUCAACGUGCUGUUAGAGAAAAAUAAGAUGUAUCCCAGAGAGUGGAACAGAGAUGUGCAGUACAGAGGUAGAGUACGAAUCCAGCUCAAACAAGAUGAUGGUAAUCCAUGUUUACCUCAGUUUCCAACACGUAAGUCAGUGAUGCUGUACGCUGCAGAAACUAUUCCCAAACUGAAAUCAAGAACCCAAAAGAUGGGAGGUAGUGAUCAAAGUCUUCAGCAAGGAGAGGGAGGCAAGAAAGGUAAAGGGAAGAAGAAGAAAUGAGCGCAUAUUUGGAGUCAUUGCUACAUCACAUAGUUGUAUUUACCACAAAGCUGGAUGGACACAUUACUUGCUGCAACUUCCAAGUGAUCGAUGAAAGCAAGAAAUACACAGGUGAAGCUGAACAGAACUUUUCUGGGAACUGGAGUGCAUGUAGCUGCCUCUCAUCUAUGUAAAAAUAAACCUGUCUUGACACACAACCUGCAUGUCUGAAGCUAGCACCUGCUUAAAAGUGGAAGAACAUAAAGAAAUGGGGUGGGAGGGAGAAUUAUUCUUUACAGAGGAAAUGUGCACCUUUUGAUAAAUAAAUGAAUAAGUACUCUUAUGCAGACUA